Messenger RNA from Bactrocera neohumeralis, 1755 nucleotides. It is a transcript of the gene bap, whose product is annotated as homeobox protein bagpipe. Bases 47 to 1612 code for a protein of 521 amino acids. The record is from RefSeq and is a predicted model, not a curated record. Gene Ontology annotation, molecular function: DNA-binding transcription factor activity, RNA polymerase II-specific; RNA polymerase II cis-regulatory region sequence-specific DNA binding. Gene Ontology annotation, cellular component: nucleus. The transcript has 3 exons. NCBI's taxonomy places the organism in Eukaryota, Metazoa, Arthropoda, Insecta, Diptera, Tephritidae. Gene Ontology annotation, biological process: regulation of transcription by RNA polymerase II; cell differentiation.
AAAAAAAUUAUUUAAAUAAAAAAAAAAAAUUAUUAAAAAUUGUGGCAUGUUAACGAAUAUGGAGAAUAGUGGUCAUAGUGUUGGUGGCGGUGGUGCAUUAGUGAGCCUUAGUAAGGCGGCGCUCACAACACCUUUCUCCAUAAAUGAUAUUUUAACGCGCAACAACAAUAGCUUAAACGCAGCACAACAACAACAGCUGCGACGGCGACUCUCCGACACGGAAAUGUCGUUUAACGCAGAAGCAGCAGCCGUCGCCGACUUUCGUCAAAAUCAGGUGCGCGAAUUGAAAGACGGCUUGAAAACGUCCGCAUCGUGUUGCCACAUCGGCGCGGGUGAAUUCACUAGCAGCAAAUUAAGUGCUGCUUUAGAGAACAGCGCCUCACGUAACUCCUCCAAUAAUCCGAGUCCAACUUGUGAAAUUCGCACAGCGGUGGCAAAAUACUCGGCACCAACAACGGCGGCACGCGGAGCAGGCGGCGCACAAGGCUGCAGUAGUGAAACUAACGAUUUCAUGCCUUACUACAUGGCCACCUUGGAGAAUAACAAUCACAACGAUUACCAGCUAGCGCGAAAGUUCGGUUAUAUCGGCGCGGGUGGUUUGGUUGGCGGACGCGAUUGUCCCAUUGACAUGCGACGUUGCAGUAAUAAUGAAUCAGACUCCGAGUCUUCGCCGCCACCGCCAAUGUUGUCGCUUUAUGGUGGCGCCUCUGCGCAUUCCGCCAACAAUAGCUGCAUGGGCAGCACUUCGCCUACUAUGCACGACACAGAUGCGCUCAGCGGUUCGUUGAGCCGCAAGAAGCGUUCGCGCGCCGCUUUUAGUCACGCGCAAGUUUUUGAGUUGGAGCGUCGUUUCGCACAGCAGCGUUACCUCAGCGGCCCGGAACGCGCCGAAAUGGCCAAGAAUCUGCGUUUAACCGAGACGCAAGUGAAGAUUUGGUUCCAGAAUCGCCGUUACAAAACGAAGCGUAAGCAAAUUCAACAGCAUGAAGCUGCGCUGAUGAGCGCCGCCACGAAGCGUGUGCCGGUGCAGGUGUUGGUGCGCGAGGACGGCAGUGGUGCGGCGGCGGCAGCAGCGGCUGCUGCUUAUGCACACAUGCUGCCGACGCAUGGCAUUGAUCCGGCGCUGCUGCAUAUUUAUCGCCAUCAGCUGCAAAUGGCUUACGGCGUUGGUGUCUCAUUGCCUCAAGUAUCGUUUCCCUAUUUCUAUCCGCAAGCGACGAAGAUACCACAGCCCAUACCGCCGCCAAGCCAGUCGUCGGUAAAUGCUCAAGUUGCUGGCAGUUUUGGCGCUCACGCUGCGGGAAAUCACUCAAAUACAAACAACAACAAUAAUAACAACAGUUUUGACAUCACGAAAAAUGCAUUGAAUUUCGCUAAAAUGGAGCACGGCAUGCGUUAUAUACAAUGUUCCUCUGCCUCCUCAUCACCCACGCAUGGCAACACGCUCGCCAGUGGCGACAGCAGCAGCCCAUCGAGGUCAUGCUCCAGCCCAACGGCCAUGGAUGCCGCUGGCGGCAUGUUGACAUCAGCCAUGUCGGCGGAUACGGAAAGCUGUGCUGAGACGCACUCCGCCACGACGGAGGACUGUGAUGAGAAUGUGGAAAUAGAUUAGAUGAUCCGUUAGUUAACGCUUCUUAGUGAAACGUUGAUGUGUGUCUAUAAUGUAAAAGUUUGUGUGGCACAGUGUUGCAAAACUAGCAAAUAAUAUGAUAAAAAAUUAACAAAAUUUGUGAUAGUGAAAGUUUUAAUUGGCUU